This is a messenger RNA of Leptosomus discolor (cuckoo roller), 2844 nucleotides long. The record is from RefSeq and is a predicted model, not a curated record. NCBI's taxonomy places the organism in Eukaryota, Metazoa, Chordata, Aves, Leptosomiformes, Leptosomidae.
CAGAACACCAGCUCAGUAACUGUGCCAGAAACACUGUUGUUUGUUUCAACCCUUGAUGGAAGUUUGCAUGCUGUCAGCAAGAGGACGGGAGCAAUCAAGUGGACUUUAAAAGAAGAUCCUGUACUCCAGGUGCCGAUACACGUGGAAGAGCCAGCAUUUCUUCCAGACCCAAAUGAUGGCAGUCUGUAUACGCUGGGCGGUAAGAAUAGUGAAGGCUUGACCAAACUUCCAUUUACUAUCCCAGAGCUGGUGCAGGCAUCUCCCUGUCGCAGUUCAGAUGGGAUCCUGUACAUGGGUAAAAAGCAGGAUAUUUGGUACGUGAUUGACCUCAUGACUGGGGAGAAACAGCAAACCUUGACUUCCUCAUUUGCAGAAAGUCUUUGCCCAUCAACAUCCCUCCUGUACCUUGGGAGAACAGAGUACACGAUCACGAUGUAUGACACCAAGAAGAAGGAGCUGCGAUGGAACGCCACCUACUUUGAUUAUGCAGCUACUCUCCCUGAUGAAGACAUAAAAUACAAAAUGUCCCACUUCGUGUCUAACGGAGAUGGCCUGGUGGUGACCGUAGACAGCGAGUCUGGGGAUGUGCUGUGGAUUCAGAAUUACGCUUCUCCUGUGGUAGCUUUUUACAUCUGGCAGCGUGAAGGAUUGCGGAAAGUUAUGCACACUAACGUGGGGAUAGAAACUCUGCGAUACUUGACGUUCAUGUCUGGGGAGGUUGGACACAUUACCAAGUGGAAAUACCCUUUCCCAAAGGAAACGGAGACCAAGAGCAAACUGACACCAACUCUGUAUGUAGGAAAAUACUCCACGAGUUUGUACGCGUCGCCAUCGAUGGUGCACGAGGGAGUAACUGUUGUGCCCCGCGGCAGUGCCAUACCCUUACUAGAGGGUCCGAAAACAGAAGGAGUCACGAUCGAAGACAACGGCGAGUGUGUUAUCACCCCCAGCACGGAUGUCAAGUUUUCGGGCAGGCUGAAAGAAAAGACCAGGCUCAACUACUGGAACGACUGGCUCCUGAUAGGGCACCAUGAAACACCAUUAUCUGCCCCCACAAAGAUCCUGGAGAAAUUUCCAAGCAAUUUACCAAAGAGGCCUGAAAACGUGAUUCCGGCUGACUCUGAUAAAGCCACUAUUGAAGAGGUUAUUGACAUCGUUGAAGGCUCCUCAACGGAAGUGCCUCCUGCUGUUCCAAAGGAUGUUGAGGAGAAACCUGCGCGGCCUGUCCCUCGGCCGGAGGCUCCUGUGGACUCCAUGUUGAAAGACAUGGCCACAAUCAUUCUCAGCACUUUCCUGCUUGUGGGCUGGGUGGCUUUUAUCAUCACUUACCCAAUGAGUGUACAUCAGCAGCAACAGCGGCAGCAUCAGCUGGAGGAGAAGAUACAGCUCCUGCAGCAACAGAAGUUGCCCUUUCAUGCUCCCAGUGAUCCACCCCCAGAAGCAGAUUUCUUGGACACCUCCUGUGGACGGACAGAGAGCUCAGCUGCCAGCACACCAAAUAUGUCCCCCAGAGCGUCAAACCAUUCUGCAUAUUCCAGCAUCUCCACAUCUGAUGUUGGCAGCUGCCUCUCCACUGAGCAAGAAGAGGGAGAUGAAGCAGCAAACAGAGUGAUGGUUGGCAAGAUUUCGUUUAACCCAAAAGAUGUGUUGGGACACGGAGCUGAAGGGACAAUUGUUUACAGGGGGACAUUUGAUAACCGGGAUGUUGCAGUGAAAAGAAUUCUUCCCGAGUGCUUCAGCUUUGCGGACCGUGAAGUACAGUUGCUGCGAGAGUCAGACGAGCACCCUAACGUGAUCCGCUAUUUCUGCACGGAGAAGGACCGGCAGUUCCAGUACAUCGCCAUCGAGCUCUGUGCUGCCACUUUACAGGAGUAUGUCGAGCAGAAGGCCUUCAGUCACCACGGCCUGCAGCCCAUCGCUCUCCUGCAACAGACGACAUCCGGGCUUGCCUACCUGCACUCCCUUAGUAUCGUCCACAGGGACCUGAAGCCCCAUAACAUCCUCAUCUCGAUGCCGAACGCCCACGGGAAAGUCAAAGCCAUGAUUUCAGACUUCGGCCUGUGCAAGAAGCUGGCAGUGGGCAGGCACAGCUUUAGCCGUCGGUCGGGUGUGCCAGGCACCGAGGGGUGGAUCGCCCCUGAGAUGCUGAGUGAGGACUGCAAAGAGAACCCUACAUAUACCGUGGACAUCUUUUCAGCUGGCUGUGUCUUUUAUUAUGUGGUAUCUGAAGGCAGCCAUCCCUUUGGCAAAUCCCUACAGCGGCAAGCCAACAUUCUGCUGGGUGCAUACAGCCUGGAGUCUUUAAAUGCAGGGAGGCAUGACACUGUUGCUCGUGAUUUAAUAGAGCAGAUGAUAAACAUGGACCCUCAGAAACGUCCAUCUGCCAGCUGUGUGCUGAAACACCCAUUCUUUUGGAGUUUGGAAAAACAGCUCCAGUUUUUUCAGGAUGUUAGUGACCGGAUAGAGAAAGAAUCUUUAGAUGGUCCAAUUGUCAAGCAACUAGAAAGAGGCGGAAGAGAGGUGGUGAAAAUGGACUGGAGAGAGCACAUCACUGUUCCUCUUCAGACAGAUCUUCGAAAAUUCAGAUCGUAUAAAGGAGGCUCAGUCCGGGAUCUUCUGAGGGCAAUGAGAAAUAAGAAGCACCAUUACAGGGAGCUGCCUCCCGAAGUGCAGGAGACCCUGGGCUCCAUCCCAGAUGAUUUCGUACGUUACUUUACAGCUCGUUUCCCUCGUCUGCUCCUUCAUACCUACAACGCUAUGCGCAUCUGCUGCCGAGAAAGACUGUUUCAGCAUUACUAUCAUCAGGACUCUGCAGAGCUGAGCCUUGCAGGAGACACUGCUUGA